AUUCGUUUUAAAUGAUUUUAGUACUAUUGGUUAAUCUAAUUUUGGCAACUGGUAAACUAAAAUAGCAUCAUUUAAAUCAUUAAGUGAUGUUUAAAAAAGAACGUGAUGUAGUUGUAUUGAAUAUAUACAAUUUUGAUGCAGCAUUGAUGAGAUUUGAAGUUUUAUUAGUAGAUUUUUAUGCUCCAUGGUGUCCACAUUGGUAUAUAAGACAGUAAAUUUAGUUAAAGAUUAGAGCCAGAAUUUGCUGAAGCAGCUGAAACAUUAUAAGAAAAAAGAAGCAAAAUUACUUUAGCCAAAGUAGAUUGCACAUAAGAAUCUGUACUAUGUACAAAAUUUGAAGUUAGAGGUUAUCCAACUUUAAGGAUUUUUUAUCAUGAUAGAAUUUAUCAUUUUCAUGGAAAUAGAGAUGCUAAAGGAAUAAUUGAUUUUAUGAUAGAUCACUUAAAAGAGGAAUAAGAGAAAGAAAAAUAGUAAUAAAAAUACUAUGAACCUUGAACCAUUAUUAUUUUAGCAAACACAAAG
Molecule: messenger RNA, 522 nt
Organism: Paramecium sonneborni
Lineage: Eukaryota; Ciliophora; Oligohymenophorea; Peniculida; Parameciidae
Source: the annotation of a GenBank genome assembly